UCCGUACUGAGAAAGACCUGUCAUUGCGGGGUUGUCCCGGGCACGGCCAAUUAGGCCGGGCAAAAAACACCGGGCCCAACGAGACUUACUUCCACAAACGGACUGUCAAAGGAAGUAGUGCCUCGCUUGCUACCAUGCCAAGACAUUCAUUAUCUAAACGUGGAAACAGGCAGGCUCAGAACUUGAGAAGUGUGACCGCUUCAGGAAUGACUUCUUCACAACUUACAGGCCAGCCUACAAGCCUGAGCGCAUACAUGACGACGACCGGCACGAUGGCACCCUCGGUGUUUGCAGAUUCUAUCCAGAGGUUCGCAUACAUAAAUGAGCUUGCCGCCAUGAGCUUGAGAACAUUUUAGAAGAACAUCAUCGCACGCUCAACGCCAAUCGACAAGACCGAACACCACAUACCCCUCCAACACCACCAGACUCUCCCCACAAUGCCUUCCCUCGUCGGCAAACAAAUCGGCUCAACCGGCUUCGGCCUCAUGGGCCUCGCCACCCGCGUACCUCCGAUCUCGGACGAGCAAGCCAUCGGCGCCAUGCGCGCCGCCAUCGAGUCGGGCAUGACCUUCUGGAACGGGGGGGACCACUACGGCACCCCCGAGCGCAACUCCCAAACACUGCUGGCCAACUACCUCCGCCGUUACCCAGAGGAUGCGGACAAGAUCGUGCUCAGCGUCAAGGGCGCCUUCGACUUCGCCACCAUGUCGCCCGACGGCUCGCCCGAGGGCAUCAGGAAGAGCAUCGACAAGAUCCUCGCCGAUCUCGACGGCACGCACAGGAUCGACAUUUUCGAGUGCUCGCGCGUCGACCCCAAGAUCCCGCUCGAGACGACGCUCAAGUUCCUCGAGGAGGGGUACGUGAAUAAGGGCAUCAUUGGCGGAAUCGCGCUCAGCGAAGUCGCAGCUCCGACUAUCCGUCGUGCGGCUGCCAUCACAAAGAUUGUGGCUGUCGAGGUCGAAGUCAGUCUGUGGAACACGCAUGUCCUGGAGAAUGGCGUCGCCGCCGCCUGUGCCGAGCUGAACAUCCCUAUUGUCGCCUAUUCCCCCAUUGGUCAAGGCAUGCUCGGCGGCCUGUUCAAGUCCCUCGACGAUCUCCCCCAAGGCGAUCUGAGGCGCUACUACCCACGGUUCCAGCCCGAGAACUUCGCCAUCAACCUUGAGCUCGUGAAACAGCUCGAGACCCUGGCCAAGCAGAAGGGCUGCACCCCCGCGCAGCUCGCUCUCGGGUGGAUUCAGAGCCUGUCAAAGAAGCCGAACAUGCCGACUUUUAUCCCCAUCCCCGGCGCGACGACCGAGGCGAGGGUGCGCGAGAACGGUGUCCAUGUCGAGCUGAUGGAGGGGGACCUCAAGGCUAUUGACCAUGUCCUGGCCAAGUUUGAGGUUGUCGGUGAGCGCUACCCGGCUGGUAUACCGACUGAUGGCUAGUUGGCUAUCAGGUUCGGUUGUAAUUGAUGGCUAGCCACACGGUUGAGAAUGUGAUAGUAGCUUUUGCUGCAUCGGUGCACUUGGAGUUUGGUGGAAAAUCGAGGUAGAACAAAUAAGUUUGGCGACCGUACGCUUGCUUUAGCGGCCCAAAGCAGCCGACAUUGAGUGGCUGGAGGAUGUGGGAAGAGUGCGGACGCAUGCAGAGUGUGAUGAUCUGAUGCUCCUGGCAGUAGAGCUCGAAUUCGGUCGAGUGGUGGGUCUCGUGGCCGUCAAGGAUCAACAACCGGUAUUUGCCCUUCGUACGAGGUGCUGUAUGGAAGUCGAAGUGCUUGAUCCAAUCAAGGCCUACGGCAUUGGUUGCCCAGCCGUUAUCGGUGGUUGCGAUACGCCAGUCGGCCGGGAGGUUACAUUCUUGAUACCAGUUGGCGAG
This is a messenger RNA of Chaetomium strumarium, 1857 nucleotides long. RefSeq names its product NADP-dependent oxidoreductase domain-containing protein. The transcript has 2 exons. Bases 438 to 1427 code for a protein of 329 amino acids. Gene Ontology annotation, cellular component: cytoplasm. The record is from RefSeq and is a predicted model, not a curated record. NCBI's taxonomy places the organism in Eukaryota, Fungi, Ascomycota, Sordariomycetes, Sordariales, Chaetomiaceae.